This is a messenger RNA of Apis dorsata (giant honeybee), 903 nucleotides long. RefSeq names its product homeobox protein caupolican-like. Gene Ontology annotation, biological process: neuron differentiation; regulation of transcription by RNA polymerase II; cell development. Lineage: Eukaryota; Metazoa; Arthropoda; Insecta; Hymenoptera; Apidae. Gene Ontology annotation, molecular function: DNA-binding transcription factor activity, RNA polymerase II-specific; RNA polymerase II cis-regulatory region sequence-specific DNA binding. The annotation marks the transcript as partial. Gene Ontology annotation, cellular component: nucleus. The record is from RefSeq and is a predicted model, not a curated record. The transcript is spliced from 4 exons.
CAAUCUGUGUGCAGUUGUCAGUACGACAGCGCGGCAAGGCUAGCUUUGGGAGCGUAUCCAAGGCUAGCACCGACCGCGACCUCCUACUCGUCGUAUCCCACGCCGACACCCUCCACCACUGACCAAGGACCCUAUCCUAGCAUUGGAAUGGACAGCUCCGCGUUCUACCCUCCUUUGGGAAAUCCGUACGGAUUGAAGGACACGACGGGAAUGGGGAUGACGGCGGAUAUGGGUGCAGCAUGGGGCACGGCCGCCCUUCAACCUGCCGCCACGGGUUACUACCCCUACGAUCCAACCCUGGCCGCCUACGGAUAUGGCGCCGGAUACGAUUUGGCAGCGCGGCGGAAAAACGCGACAAGGGAGUCGACGGCCACGCUGAAGGCAUGGCUGAACGAGCACAAGAAGAAUCCUUAUCCGACCAAGGGCGAGAAGAUCAUGCUUGCGAUCAUCACGAAGAUGACACUGACGCAGGUAUCCACUUGGUUCGCGAACGCGCGGCGGCGUCUGAAAAAAGAGAACAAAAUGACCUGGGAGCCGAAAAACAAAACCGACGAUGACGAUGACGCGGUUCUCACAGACUCCGAGGACAACAAGGAGAAGGAUGAUCUCGCGGGUGACAAUCAAGGCGACAGAGUCGGAGAGGACGCGAGGAGAGGCCUCGAGGAAAAUGAGCCGAUGAGGCAUGUGAAAGCGGAGCACUUGCAGCACGACAAGGACCUGGACGAGGAGGACGACCUCGAUCUCGAGGAGGAUCCCCGCCGGGGCGAGCAUCCGUUUCACCACGCGAUGCAGCACCACCACCACCACCACCAAGCAUACCCCGGCGAGGACCACCUCAAGGACGAGGGGAUCGUCAAAACCGACUGCAGCGCGGCAGGCGUGCCGAUACCCGCGACCAAGCCG